AUGCGCAGUGAUAAGGAGAGACAAUCUCUCCUUGAUUUCAAAGCUGGCCUUCAAGACCCCUUUGAUCAUAAUUGUAUCGCUGCCUGGGGAACUACUGGAAAGGAAGAUGUUGAUGACGAUGAUUGCUGUAACUGGUGGGGAAUCGCGUGCAACAACCAAACCGGUCAUGUCACAGAGCUUCAAUUAAAUGGUUGUGGUCUUAAAGGUGAGAUUAGCCCAUCAUUGCUUGACUUAACCUACUUGACUCAUCUUUACCUUUCUGAUAAUCAUUUUAAUGGAAGCCUUCCCAACUCCAUUGGUUCAUUAUUGACUCAAUUAACUCAUCUUGAGGUUAGUUGGAAUUCUUUAAGUGGAACCAUUCCCAACUCCAUUGGUUCAUUGACCCAACUAGUGUACCUUGACCUUUCUGGUAAUUCUUUUAGUGGGUCCAUUCUCGAGUCCAUUUGUUCCUUGAAUAAAUUAAGGGAACUUCGCCUUUAUGAUAAUUCCUUUAAUGGAACCAUUCCCAACUGCAUUGGUUCCUUGACUGAAUUAACAUACCUCAACCUUUACUCUAAUUCUUUUAGUGGAAACAUACCCGAGGCCAUUGGUUCAUUGACCGAAUUGACUUACCUUGACCUUUCUAACAAUUCUCUUAGCGGAAACAUUCCUCAAGAAUUUGGAAACAUCGUAAAAUUGGAAAAACUCUAUCUAAACAAGCUUGGAAGAUGCUCAGUUGAAGAUAUAACCUGGUUGUCUCGCCUAUCUCAUUUGGAGAUACUUUAUAUGAAUGGGAUUUCACUAGCCAAAGCAGACCAUUGGGUUGAUGCAAUCCUAAGUCUCCAAAACCUAACAUUUUUGAGUUUAGAUGGAUGUGACCUCUCACAGGUCACACAUCCAUAUUCUUUUUCCUCAUCUCAUGUCAACUCUUCUUCUUCUUCUUCAUCAUCAUCAUCUAAUAUUCGUUACCUUGAUCUCCGAAACAACAAUCUUAACUCAUCCACGUAUCUUUGGUUGUACCCAUUAACUACCAACAACCUUUAUACUCUUGAUCUUUCUGGAAACAAGUUGGAUCAAAUACCAACAUAUCUUGGCAAUCUGUGUAAUUUGACAAGAUUAUUUUUCGACAACAACUCUGCACUUGUCACAUUUUCUGAUUUCCUGAAAACCUUGUCUGGCGGAUGCACAUCUAGCGCAUUAUAUCACUUGAACGCUUCAAGUAGCCAAUUUACAGGGUCAAUAUCCGAUGACAUUCAAAACUUUUUAUCUCUAGGACAAUUGUACCUUGCUCAUAAUCAGUUAAAUGGAACUAUAAGUGAUAAAAUGAGGGAACUGCCAAUGCUUCAAAGACUAGACAUUUCUUCCAACUCUUUAAGAGGUACCGUUAUUGAAAAGCUUGGAAAGUCAAGGCUUAAGUACAUAAAUUUCUCUGUUAACAACUUCAGCGGGAAAGCCUCGGAUUUGUUAUCAGCCUUUAAUGGUUCAUCGGUAUUAGAUUUGAGCUCCAACAACUUUUAUGGUCUAGUAACCAAGGUUUCUUCUACUUUGAAUGUAUUAAAUCUUUCCCAAAACAAAUUCUAUGGAGGAAUCUCCUUUCUGUGUCAAACUGUUGACUGGCAUUUAAAUUAUCUUGAUCUCUCGUACAACUCGUUCUAUGGACAAAUUCCAGACUGUUUGUGGCAUUUGAAAGAACUAAAAGUUUUAAAUCUAGCACACAACAAUCUAUUUGGAAGGCUUCCUGCAUCUAUUGAAUAUUUGAUUCAACUUGAGGUGUUGUAUUUAUACAACAACAACUUCUCGGGAGAAGUGCCUUUAUCCUUGAGGAAUUUCACCAAGUUAGCCUUUUUGGAUUUGGGGGCCAACAAAUUUUCAAAUAACAUGCCGGAUUGGAUUGGUGAAAACUUAUUAGGAUUGUAUGUUCUUAGCCUUGGUUCCAAUGACUUUUUUGGACCCAUUCCUUCACAAUUUUGUCAACUUGCUAAUCUUCAAAUUCUUGACUUGUCAGCAAACAAUCUCAAUGGAACCAUCCCCUCCUGUAUUAAUAAUCUUACUUCGAUGGUUCAACGAGGAUCCUUAUCGGCACAUAACAUACAUAUAUAUGAGAUUUUUGAGACUGGUAGUUCCUAUGAAACGGAUGAUUAUACAGACCGUGCGAUUGUCCAGUGGCAAGGGAUUAGACGUGAAUUCAUGACUAACACUCUUCGAUUGUUAAAAAUGAUUGAUCUAUCAAGCAACAAUCUAAAAGGACAAAUCCCUAAUAAGGUAACCGAUCUUCAUGGGUUGGUUGCACUCAACUUAUCCAAGAACGCCUUAUGUGGGGAGAUUCCACAUAAAAUUGGUGAGAUGAAUGACCUUUUGACGUUGGAUAUAUCAAGAAACCAUUUCUCAGGAGGGAUACCAUCGAGCAUAUCUGAGAUGACUUUAUUAAAUUUUCUAAACGUGUCAUACAAUAACUUGUCUGGAAGAAUUCCAUCCGGCACUCAGCUCCAGACCUUUAAUGCUACAAGCUACACAGGAAAUGCAAAAUUGUGUGGACUUCCCCUGUCUAAAUAUUGUCCCGGAGAUAAAGAAUUACGAGUACCAUCCCCCAUUGGUGAGAGCGACAAAGAUGAAUCUGACAGACGGUUUUAUAUUGGCGGGGCCGUUGGUUUUGCUAUCGGAUUUUGGACCGUGUGUGUCACUUUACUUGUCAUCCGCCGUGGAAGACAUACGUUCUUUCACUUUAUGGAUACCUUGGAAAACUUGGUUUAUGUGAAGGUGUUGGUGUUCAAAGCAAAAUUUUAAUGGGAGACACAUGACUAGCUAUUUGCCUAUUUCAUAUUUCUUUUUUAUUUCUCGUUUUCUAGUAUUUAUGUUGCUUACAAUGACCAUGUUUUUUCUUGUAUUUGGCAUGGUUUUUAAAUCCUCAUUAUCAAUAAAAAGUUGCCUCCAACACCA
Erigeron canadensis is the source of this 2916-nucleotide messenger RNA. Its product is annotated as receptor-like protein EIX2. Gene Ontology annotation, molecular function: protein binding. The transcript has a single exon. Lineage: Eukaryota; Viridiplantae; Streptophyta; Magnoliopsida; Asterales; Asteraceae. The coding region runs from base 1 to 2763 and encodes 920 amino acids. The record is from RefSeq and is a predicted model, not a curated record.